This is a messenger RNA of Zonotrichia leucophrys gambelii, 2148 nucleotides long. It is a transcript of the gene HTR2B, whose product is annotated as 5-hydroxytryptamine receptor 2B. Gene Ontology annotation, biological process: phospholipase C-activating G protein-coupled receptor signaling pathway; vasoconstriction; heart development. Bases 496 to 1887 code for a protein of 463 amino acids. Gene Ontology annotation, cellular component: dendrite; plasma membrane. The transcript has 3 exons. The record is from RefSeq and is a predicted model, not a curated record. Gene Ontology annotation, molecular function: G protein-coupled serotonin receptor activity; neurotransmitter receptor activity. Lineage: Eukaryota; Metazoa; Chordata; Aves; Passeriformes; Passerellidae.
ACACAACUCGAGCAUCUGCCUCUGCAUCAGUUUGUACUCAGAAGGCGCAAAUCUACAUAGACUGCACCUAAAGGGAAUUGUUUUGCACUCAGAUUCAUCUAUCACUUUUUACUGCUGCAGAAAAAAAAAAAAGAGGAAGCUAAUGCACUGCUUAUUUUUGACAGCUACUGAUUUUUUCCUUUUAAUCUUCUGAAAUCUGAACAUCGCUAUAAAGGGGAGACCAGAGCCCUGAACCCCACCAACCAGAGAUGGACACAAGACAGGACUUGCAUUUUUAAAAUUUUUUCGCGCCCAGCAAGGCAAAGAAUAAAAAGAUUGGAUACCAGCUCGGACAUGGUUACAAUAUCUCAAAAUAGCAGAUGACCAGUUCACUAUACUGACCAUGCUGGCCUAUCUUCAGGAGCAUCCUGGACCAGAGAGGAGCAGAGAACUCUUACACCGUACACAACUCCUGCGCCAAACAGAGCCCCUGAAGACAUUCGUCUGCACACAAAAAUGUCCCAUCCUUUACACUCCCUGAACGGACCUGGAGCUGGCAAUGGAUCUCUGUCGCCUCUCUCAGUAACAGGAGCACCCAAGCAGGACUACCCAAGUGAGGAACAAGGAAACAAAGUGCACUGGGCAGCACUGCUGAUCCUCCUGCUGAUAAUCCCCACCAUUGGGGGGAACAUACUUGUCAUUCUGGCAGUGUCCCUGGAGAAGAAGUUGCAAUAUGCUACCAACUACUUUCUGACAUCCUUGGCGGUGGCAGAUUUGCUCGUGGGUCUGUUUGUGAUGCCAAUUGCUCUUCUCAUGAUAUUAUUUGACAAUACCUGGCCUUUACCAACUGCCUUGUGUCCUAUCUGGCUGUUCCUUGAUGUCCUCUUUUCCACAGCUUCCAUCAUGCACCUCUGUGCCAUCUCCCUGGACCGCUACAUUGCCAUAAAAAAGCCAAUCCAGGCCAGCCAGUACAAUUCAUGGGCUACAACAAUCAUCAAAAUCAUCGUGGUUUGGCUCAUUUCAAUAGGCAUUGCAAUUCCUGUCCCUAUCAGGGGCAUUGAGGAUGGAAAUGGCAACUCUACAAACAUCACGUGUUUCCUGACGCCUGAUCGUUUUCAUGACUUCAUUCUGUACGGAUCAGUGGCUUCCUUCUUCAUUCCCCUCGCUAUCAUGAUCGUCACUUAUUUGCUGACGAUCCGAGUGCUGCGCAAAAAGGCCUAUUUGAUCAACAAGCCGCCUCAGCGCUUCACCUGGUCAGCAGUGUCCACAGUCUUUCAGCGUGACACAACACCUGCCUCCUCACCAGAAAAGGUGGCCAUGCUAAACGGCUCCAGAAAGGACCAGACUUUGCCCAGUGACAUGCCUAUCAGCAGGACAUCCACCAUUGGGAGGAAGUCCAUGCAAACGAUAACCAAUGAACAAAGGGCGUCAAAAGUUCUGGGGAUUGUGUUUUUUCUUUUCUUGCUGAUGUGGUGCCCAUUCUUCAUAACAAACAUCAGCUCUGUUCUGUGCAACUCCUGCAACCAGGAGGUUUUUCAAAAGCUUUUGGAGAUAUUUGUUUGGAUAGGGUAUGUAUCCUCAGGAGUGAACCCUCUUGUAUAUACACUCUUCAACAAAACAUUUAGGGAGGCUUUCAGCAGGUACAUCACUUGCAACUAUCGGACCACAAAGCCUAUCAAGGCCCUUCGGCAGCGCUCCAGCAGGAUCUCUUUCAGAAGCUCUGUAGCAGAAAAUUCCAAGCUGUUUGUCAUGAAUGGGAUGAGAAAUGGGAUUAACCCCAUUAUGUACCAGAGCCCAAUGAGGCUGAGGAGCUCACCCAUCCAAGCAUCAUCGGCCAUUCUGCUGGAUACGUUGCUGCUCACCGAGAAUGAGGUUGAUAAAACAGAAGAACAAGUCAGCUAUGUAUAGUGGAAUGGCAGCCAUGUCCCUACAGCAUUACUGUAUGUAUCAUUCUAGAUAACUGCACUGUAAGAGGGUAUAAAUACUAUUGUUUUCUGUUAUUUAUGCAAGCAAUAUCUUAUAAAUUUAUAUUAAUUCCCCUCCUCCAAAGUCUCCUCUACUUUAACCCCAACCCCAUGGUGGCAACCACAACUUCAUUCCAUGGCAAAUGACUCAUGCAGAACUGUAGCCUAAGGAAGAGGGAAAUAAAUAAAAGCUAAAUCAGUUUAA